Messenger RNA from Uncinocarpus reesii 1704, 2922 nucleotides. RefSeq lists its product as uncharacterized. The record is from RefSeq and is a predicted model, not a curated record. The transcript has 2 exons. NCBI's taxonomy places the organism in Eukaryota, Fungi, Ascomycota, Eurotiomycetes, Onygenales, Onygenaceae. Bases 1 to 2922 code for a protein of 973 amino acids.
AUGAUCAUUUGCUUGCGGCCAGGCGGAAGAAUCCUCCCGGGCUCCUGGCUACGUUUGUCUAAUCGGCGAUGUCGCAUACCUUUGCCUGCUAGAGGCUUCAACACGAAACUCGGUCGUUCCGGUUCCUCUGCCGAAAGCUCUCCGGUCCAUCCCUACAUCACCAGAGCUUCCCGUUCCCGUGCGACGAGGAUUCCCUGUCCCGUUCCUCGAUCGGAGCGAACUGAUAUUGCAAAAUGGGUUGUGUUUUUAGACAAAUAUCUCCCGGCAGACUUGCGGGCGCAUCAUACCGACACCCCGGAAGAUGAAUUGCCAAAUGAGCCAGAACAAUGCCAGGCCAUUUUACAGCUGCUUUUCCAAGCCAGAUCUUUGAUGAAUUUUGAUCUCCUGACGUAUAUGGGGCUCAAGCUGGGUAGAUGGCAAGCUGUCAGAGCCCUCGUUGAUAAAUUGCUUGAUAACAUGGAGGCAUUGCGGUCGAAACAUCCAGAUCUGGGUGGCUUGCCGUCAAAUAUAAACUGGGGGGAAACGGGGCUAUCGUUUGACGAGAUCACCGAGGAUAAACGGUAUCCGACCUUAUCUCUCUCAGUUCAGGAAGAAGCCAAUUAUCAGACCCUAGAGUCGUACGAUUCAUAUUCCGAAGAACCCGUUCUAGGAGCUCGAAUGGGAGAAACAAAUCUUCGGGUUGGGACCAUGGAGGAAUUAUGGCAGACCCUUGGGUAUUUCAUUAUUGAAGCUGCGGAUUUGCCUCCCGAUGAAUCAAGGGCGGUAAUGCGGCAGUUUUAUUCCAUCCUUGCCCGUUUACACAAUCUAGGCUAUAUCCCAAAAGACGUUUACAAGGAGGCACCGAAUGGGGGAGAAAUAUCGCCGUUACGCCCGCCGAUCAUUCAUCUUCUGACAACACGUAUUAUGAGCACGCUGACAGAUACUAUUUUGGAAGCAAACAUGGAGAAGCUAGCCGUCUCGACAGGUCAAAGACCAUCUAUGCAGUUGUUACGCUCCUCAGAGCGACAACUAGGAUUCGGGGUUUGGCUCGAAUUGGUCCUUUGGUGCUGCGUGGAAGGAGGUUAUGCUCGAGAAGCUGCGUGGAUCUUACAACACGUACGAAAGCGCUCUAAAGAAUGGAAAGUGGCAAGUUUCGCCAAUUUACUCAAGAUAAACGGUCCCGUUGAUCGCCGAAAAAUAGACUAUCAGGACACCUGGGAACAUUGUGGGAAAUUCGCAACAUCGCCGGGACGAGAAAUUGCCAAAGGCCCGUUCUUAGGGAUGGGAGAACGAACUAUUACCCAUGAAGUCGUUCUUGCUGUGAUGGACGGGCUUGCCAACACUGUUAGGACCGGUGUCAGUUUUAGGGGUGAUUCGGUCCGACAAGUCUGGGAGCGCUUAGGCUUACUUCGCGGCAUAUUACAAAAGAACCAGCUUACAGUCCGUUCUGGACUAGUCAACUACUUGAUUAUGCGGAUCCUAGAGGCGGGAGGUAUUGUGGUUGAAGUUAAACCUCAGUCUCUGGACCUGCUCCUAAAUGUUGCUCCCUCAAUGGCGACUGCUGAUGAACUUGAUAUCUCACUUGAGGAACUGCUCAGGCUCUUACGAAAGGGAGCCAUGCCGAGAAACUCUGGGUUUAUAUUGGGUCUAUAUCAUUAUACUCUGAAUGCGUAUGCUGCAACCGGUCACAUCUCGGGGACAAUCGACGUUUUGGAAAAACUUGUCGGAACUGUGGACUAUAACAAGGUCCUCAUGAUCCGUCAGUCAAUCCUGGAGUCCAAAUAUCUUAUAAAGGCCCAUAACGUGCGGAAAACGAAAUUUAGCUUCUCGUCGAAGCUUAGCAGAGAAACAUCAUUGUUUUCAGGGCUUCAGAUUCCCUCUUCUUCGCUCGCCGUUCUCCUCAAUCUUUUGACUGACUCGAAGGUGUUCAGCCUAGCAUCUUGGAUGGUCAAUCCACGCGAAUCCGUGGGGCCUAUAAUUUCUACUGGCAUGUACAGCGAUGAAGUUCUAUCUCCUGCGCUGAUUCAUUUUGCGACCGAAACUAAAAAUUCUGCCCUGCUCUCCAACGUUUUAGAAAGUCUGCCUCGGCCAUUGCCCGAAAAUAUCUUACACCCUUUGCUAGAUUACAGGAUAGCAAACUUUCAGUGGAAGCACACUCUGGAAUUACUAAUGUAUCUUCGCCACGUUAAACGCAUUCUAUGGGAGCCGAAGAAUGUCGCAUCCCUCGCAGCCGCCAUUAUACGGUUGGAUCAACCCUCUGACCGGUUCACCCAGUUCACUUCACAGGAGAACCACGAUCAAACUUUACGUCAAGAGCGCAAUUUCAUUCCCGACCAGAUGUUGUAUCAAUUUCAAAACAUCUUCCAAUCCAUAGGGUCACCUUCACUUUCGCAUAUUUGCGAAACCGCCAAGUUGAAAUGGCAAGGCCAAAUCGACCCGCUCUGCUACAUACCCGCCGACGCCUUCCGUACUCUGCUAUCCGCCGUGGUUGAAGUCCACGGCUGUAUCGCUGGUCGAGAGUUAUACGACAAGUGGUGUAUGUACCCUGCAACACCGCGUGCGCAGCGCAUUAAUUCCGGAGGAAAUACCACACUUUACUUCUCAUCGCACCUGGAUCCGGAGGCUGGAGGGGUGGAGCCUUAUUUCAAAUCGCACUGGCACGCAUGGAGGGAUCGGAAGCUAGUUAUGCCAGACCUCAGUGUGGUCCGAACAAUUGCACUGGGCGCCCUGAGUGAACAAAAUAAGCACGAAAAGUCCUCGACUAAUGAUGUUGCUGAAGGUGUAACGUCUGUCCUAGAUUGGUGUGUGGGAAUGUUCUUCGACUUGGGCUUGUCGGAGAGAGAAGUUGAUCGAGAGCUCGACGGCCAUCUAACACGCGCCAGAGGUCGAAUCCGCAGGGAAAAGGAUGCAUUAAUUGUCAACAGUGCCGCAGGCUCAGACUGA